AUGUCGAUAUCACCAAUCAUCACCUUCAAGGGUGGCAUCUGCGAGCUAGAUGCCUCUGUCACCCCCAAUGCCGUAAAGCCACGACCAACGCCUGGAUAUAUUUAUCUUUACUCGGAAGAUGACCUCGUUCACUUCUGCUGGCGACCACGGUCCGCGCCCAUAGACGAGCCGGAGCUCGACCUGGUCAUGGUGCCCUCUGACGGAACAUUUACGCCAUACAAACCCACCAGCGCCCAGACGCCGUCUAACCCUGAUCGACCUACGAAUGGCAGAAUAUACGUUCUGAAAUUUGCCUCCAGCUCGCAGAGAUAUCUCUUCUGGCUACAGUCUCGGAGUCAGCACGAGCAGGGCAAUCCAGCAUGGUUUAGCGCGCGAGAUCUGAAGCUUGGCCAGAUCGUGAACACGCUGUUGCAGGGAGAAGAUAUCGACGUGCAAGAUGCCAUCGACAGCCUCCCCAGGGACGAAGGCGGUAAUGAUGGUGGGGAUGACGACGAAACCAUGGAAGACGUAGAGGGUACAGACCAUAGCCCCGAGAGACCACGACAUGGCGGGAGUGGAGGAGCUGGACCUGGUGCUACCGGUGGUGAUAUACGAGAAGAAGGUCAAGAAUCAAGAGAAGGAGGAGCAGAUGGCGGACGAGCCAACUUUAGCGCAUCGUUGGGCCCUGCUGCUGCCGGUUCGGACCCAUCGUCUGUUAUACAAAAUUUCCUUCACUCUUUGCAAGGAAACAACCAGCAAGAAACGGCAGAUUCGCAAUACACAACUCUCGCCGAUCUGCUGUCGCCUUCAUCUACGCUACCCUUCCUUGAAUCCGCAGACGAAAACACCCUCAAUCGGCUGCUUAGCUCUCUCCCCGAAUCGUUGCAGCUCCUCUCAAAACAAAACGCCAACGCACCCGUCGAGCGUAUCGGUGUCGACCGGAAGCGUGAUGCCCUUCGCAAGGUCCUUCGCUCUCCACAGUUUGCUCAGAGCCUAGGUAGUCUUACCAUGGCCAUAAGAGACGGGGGACUCCCUAGCAUCAGUGAUGCCUUGAAGAUCCCGGUCCAGAAUGGAGGUUUCAUGCGCCGUGGUGGUGUCCCGUUGGGUGGAGGAGAGGCUGUUAAGGCAUUUGUCGAAGGUGUGAGACAGCAAGUAGAGGACAGCCAGAAGGCUGACAGCAUGGAGACGGAUUAG
Molecule: messenger RNA, 1173 nt
Organism: Microsporum canis CBS 113480
Lineage: Eukaryota; Fungi; Ascomycota; Eurotiomycetes; Onygenales; Arthrodermataceae
Exons: 4
Coding region: 1-1173 (390 amino acids)
Biological process (GO): ubiquitin-dependent protein catabolic process
Cellular component (GO): proteasome regulatory particle, lid subcomplex; cytoplasm; nucleus
Molecular function (GO): endopeptidase activator activity; proteasome binding; ubiquitin binding
Source: RefSeq, a predicted model, not a curated record